Molecule: messenger RNA, 1515 nt
Organism: Rotaria socialis
Lineage: Eukaryota; Metazoa; Rotifera; Eurotatoria; Philodinida; Philodinidae
Source: the annotation of a GenBank genome assembly
AUGUCUACUACAAGACAAGCUGUUGUACGUGAAGUUAUCAAAAUGGCAAAAAUUAAUCUUCGUCAUCAUGAACUAGUCAAAAUUCAUGAUAUUAUCAUAAUAAAUAUAAAUGAUGUUAAUAAUCAAGAUCUUGAUGAUUCGUGUUGGCAUUUACUGAGAAUAUCCACUGUCGAUAUCAUACUUUUUCUCAAUGAAACAAAUACUAGUGAAUUUAAUUUACAAUAUCCACCAGUUGAAUCAACACUUCGUGUACGACAACAGAUUGACGCAGUUCUCAAUCAUGAGACAUAUCCACCCAAAGUUGUAAUAAAAACUUCUAUUGACAAAGCAACUCUAUCAAAAGAUUAUUUUCUUCAAUGCAAUUCACGUGGUAAUCCAUUGCCCCGUUUACUUUGGAGUAAAACAAACGAUACAUUAGAAUAUUAUCCAUUAUCUAAACAGUGUAAAACAUCAUGCCGGAUAUAUUCAGUACAACAUAAAUAUCAAUCGUUUCUAUAUUUCCGAUCGUUAACACUUGAUGAUAUUGGCAUUUAUAUUUGUCAUGCAGAAAACCCACUAAAUCGAACGAUGGCUACUGUUGAUUUAACUAUUGGUCAUCAACAUCAACCAAAUAUAAAUCCUGCAUGUUCUAGUUUAAAAUUUUGUCACAAUCACGGACAAUGCAUUAUAUUUAAUAGUCAAACAAAAUGUUUGUGUAAAGAACCGUAUUUCGGUGAACAAUGUGAAACAACCUAUGAUGAUAUUAAACAGAAACAAGAUGCUGCUAUUCUUUUAUUUAAAUCUCGAUUUUUGGCUGGCUGUAUACUUUUUUCUGUUGGCUUUUUACUUGUAUUAAUUGUAUUCGUUUCAUGGUUUUUGGCAAGAAAUAAUAGGCAACAACGAAAAAAAUUGGAAAAGAAAUUAUUAGAAAAAACAUCAGCUGAAAAACCACUUAUUGUACCUGCGAAAGAAAACAAACCUUCGACAGGAAACAAUGUUACCAUUCCAUCAUUGACUACAACUGAACCAAUUACCAAACCUUCUACUCCUCCUUCACCACUUCCGCCUUCAGCUAAUGUUCACAUUAGUCCUCCGUCAAUAUUAGAAAAAAAUCCAUUGAUACAUUCUUCAAUCCGACCAGCUAAUGUUUCAACAACACUAACAAGAGAACCAUCGACUGCAACAGAUGACGAUGAUGAUGAUGGUGAUGGGUUAAAUAGUUUUCUGCGUCAUUAUCAAACACUACCACCUGUACCCACAACGGUCAAUGAAGACUACGAAGAGCGUUUUAGUUUAAGAAUGAAUAAAUCCGAAGAACUCGGCCUUGGCUAUUUAACAAAUGGAACAAGUACGAAUGAACCUGCAAUUUUACAUAGUUAUGCUAAUUUUUAUCAACCUGAUCAACAAACUGGCCUUAUUAAACCAUUAGAUCUAAGAAAAGACCCACCGCAGCGAUACACAAAAUAUGUUUCGUCAUAUAGUAAAUUUGUUUUACCUCGACCAGUUAAAUCAUCAUCGUUAGAAUAUCAACAAUGA